Messenger RNA from Drosophila hydei, 2140 nucleotides. RefSeq lists its product as uncharacterized. Lineage: Eukaryota; Metazoa; Arthropoda; Insecta; Diptera; Drosophilidae. The transcript has a single exon. Bases 65 to 2125 code for a protein of 686 amino acids. The record is from RefSeq and is a predicted model, not a curated record.
AUAAUACAAACUCUACACAGAGUAAACUAAUAUACUCUAUAGAAACAUUUGCGAAAGAAAAUAAAUGAGUUACAUGAUGGACCGAAUAGAGAAACUGUUGAACCAAGAAAAAGAUAUAUCGCAUUUAUCCAAUGUGAACCGUAUGUCAUCUCAGUAUACUGUUGUCAACCAGAAGCAGAUACCAGACUAUCUAGUCAACGAUUUGGUGAACGAAGUCUGCGCUGUGAUCAAAACGAGCCAUGGUGCUAAAAUUAGCAGCAGUGAUUGCCAAGUCGUUUCGAAAAUACAUAAGAAAUUGGACGACCGUAAUGAUGUUGAUUUUGUUGAUGACGAUGAUGACGAUGAUGACGAUGAUGACGAUUUGGAUCCGCGUCUCAAAUGUUGGAAGAAAAUGCUGCGUGAGCGUAAAUUGGUCCAAAGACGCAUUGAGCGAGAAACUGGCAAGCGAGCCGAGGAUGUGCUCUUCAACCGUCAUGCGACCAUUGAUGAGCAGAUGAAACGGAUGCUGCUGCGACUAAUUGACACGGCCGAGCGCAGCGAAGGUGUGCCACCAACCCGACCAAAAGCUGUCCUCAAGAUGCAGUAUGAUGCGGCGCAGUGCCGAAUAAACCCCGAAUUGGCCGCUGCCGAACCUCGCCUGAGAGUGCUGGAGUUUGUGGGCUUGGCGGAGGUGUCACAAAUCGAGUUGGCAGAUACAUUACACCCAGCCGAGAGUAAAUGGCUGCGCUCUGAGGCACUAGGACAGCGGAUCGAGGAGCAGGAGGAAAAUAUUUUGCAUGUCAUAAGCCAUUGUCCACAGUUCGAUCAAUUGCAGGUUGCAUCGGUGUCGAAGCGCUGCAAAGAGAAAGUACUAGAAAGCAAAACAAUUGGCGAGGAGGUUAUCUACGAGGUGUCAACCGAUACAGUCCAAGAGCCAACAGCAACGUCACUGCUAUCGCAACCAAAAGAGCCAAUCAAGGCCAGCAUGGGGACUUCAUCAAUGAUCGAUUUUAACAAAACUCAGAUGUUCAAUGAGAUAAAAAUUAACGGACGUAUCUAUGGCUUUGGCUUUGACCAUGGCAUAUUUACCAGCGACUUGCAGCUAUAUUUCCAAUGUGAUCCGCAUCAGCGCAUGCGCAAGACUAUUGUCCAUUUGGAGAACAUCGGCAAUUAUAUCUUGCAGAUGCGCUGGCAGGCAUGCUCCAUCUAUAAGAAGGAGCUGCAGCAGCAUUUGGUCUUGAACAGUGAGUUCCUGUUCGACAUACAACCAUUUGUGUUGCUACCUGGAGCAGAACGUCGCAUAGAUGUUAUGUACCAGCCCACGAGGGUGGGCAUUAAGAAGCAACGCUGGUGCUUAACCAUGAUACGUUCUUCCAGCUGUGGGAUACGACGUCUAUAUGUGCACUUCCAUGGCUUCUGCACAAUUCCCGUUGCCUAUCGCGAGCGAAUCGAACGGGAUCAACAGUUGAUUCUGAGCAAGCAGCAUCGCCAGCUUACCGAGCGGCUGGCUAGAAUACAUGCGGAGCUGGCGCCCAUUGUGGAGAAUUGCAAUUUGAUGUGUCCCUAUGAGCGUCAAUUGGACGAACGUGAGAUAUUUAGUGCCCAAAAUCCUGGCUUCAAAGUUGAGCGUUACGCAGAUCUGGAGACGCUCAAGGAGCUCUAUAUGCUAGUCAAAAAACCACGUCAGCCAGCCUGGGACUUAAGUCUGGACACAUUGAGGCAGUGCAUCUAUCAGCACAAGGCUCAGCAACGCGAAACUCUGCAGGCAAUACUUGUCGAACUGCUGGCUCCAAUGCGGUGCAAUUCUGACCAUAUCUACGAGGACCAACACUUGACCCAGCAACAGGAGCGUUCGUGCUUUCUCUAUGUGCGCGGCAUCAUCAGCAGCACGAUUGAGAAUUGGGAGACAAUGAGCGACGGAUUGGGCCAGCAAUUUUUCAAAUCCGAAUUGCAAGUUUAUCUCAAUGAAUUAAGAGAGAAGGGCGAAAAGAUGCCCGUUGAUUCGCUAUAUGUGGAAUGGCUAGUCUCCAGAAAGGUGAUACACAGCAAAUACUUUAAGGAUUCUCUUUUUAUACAAACCUAUACACUGGUCUGUGAUGCUGCCGAAAAUAUUGUGUCUGCCAUUGAGAGCACUAAAAAAGUUUAAAAUUUUAUUCAAAAU